AUGUCGCAUUUUCUCGCAGUAACAAUCUGCCUCCGUGUGGUCGGUGUGACGGUGCCGACGUUCAAACAGCGCGGCGAGGCUGCCACUUUAGGCUGCGACUUCGACCUGGAGGGCGGGAAGUUAUAUUCCGUGAAGUGGUACAGGGACCACGAGGAGUUCUACCGGUACAUGCCGAAACUGCGGCCGCCACAGCACGCGCAUAAAGUCGACGGGAUCAAAGUUGAUAUGGAUAAAUCAACCGCCCGUCGUGUACACCUAAAGGAUCUAAGUUUGAAAUCUCGAGGAGUCUACCGUUGCGAAGUUUCCAAAGAAGCUCCAUCUUUUCACUCUGCGCAGGCUGAAGCAUUCAUGGAAGUUUACUACUUCCCGCGCGAGAGCCCUCGUAUUAGCGGACACGAACGGACUUAUUCCCCGGGAGAACCUCUCGACGUGAAUUGCUCUGCAAGGUCGUUCCCGCCGCCGGAGCUACAAUGGCACAUUGACGGAGAAAAAGUUUGUUUACUUAUUGAAUUAUGGCAUGAUUUUUUUCUCCAUUUACUAUUGAGAGAUUUCCAUUCAUUGGUAUCAGAAAGGGCCUGGCUUAUUUCGUAUGGUGUCAAGUCGACUCCACAAGGACUGCUGGUAUCAACACUAGGCCUCAGAGCACCAGCGCAUCCACUAAUGAGGUUAAGUUGUAUCGCCAGCAUGGGUACACUUCAAAGAGAACGAACAGUUAUACUAGGUUAA
Diatraea saccharalis (sugarcane borer) is the source of this 726-nucleotide messenger RNA. The record is from the annotation of a GenBank genome assembly. NCBI's taxonomy places the organism in Eukaryota, Metazoa, Arthropoda, Insecta, Lepidoptera, Crambidae.